UCCGGCACCGCACCGCACGGCAGCCACAGCCUCGCGUUGUAUUCAUACUGUUCCAAGAAAAAGAAAAAAAGCUCCAACUCCACCCGUCUCCGCCGAGAUCAGGAGCCCGCGGCGCAGCGGAGCGGAGAGAGCUCGAAGUGCGGAGGAGGCCGUCUGUCCUCGCCAACUCGGGGGAGAGAUGGGGCUCACGUUCACCAAGCUGUUCAGCCGCCUCUUCGCCAAGAAGGAGAUGAGGAUUCUCAUGGUCGGUCUUGAUGCUGCUGGUAAGACCACCAUCCUCUACAAGCUCAAGCUCGGAGAGAUCGUCACCACAAUCCCAACCAUCGGGUUUAAUGUUGAAACUGUCGAAUACAAGAACAUCAGUUUCACUGUUUGGGAUGUCGGGGGCCAGGACAAGAUCAGGCCCCUGUGGAGGCACUACUUCCAGAAUACACAGGGACUCAUUUUUGUUGUUGACAGCAACGACAGGGAACGUGUUGUUGAGGCCAGAGAUGAGCUCCACAGGAUGCUGAAUGAGGAUGAGCUUCGUGAUGCUGUGUUGCUUGUAUUUGCAAACAAACAAGAUCUUCCUAAUGCCAUGAAUGCGGCUGAAAUUACUGACAAGCUUGGUCUGCACUCCCUGCGCCAGCGACACUGGUACAUUCAGAGCACUUGUGCUACAUCUGGUGAAGGGUUGUAUGAGGGACUUGACUGGCUCUCCAAUAACAUUGCCAACAAGGCUUGAAGCGUCUGGACAUCUGCUCCAGCAACUCACUGCCGCCAUUUUACAUAUAUGUAGACACUCUAAACAGAUUAUAUGGGUGCUUGUGAAAACAGGAGCUCUCCUUUGAGAGAGCUAGUAUCAGGUUGUUUCUUCGUGUGGGUAUUAACAGUGUUUCUGUUUGGUUUACAAGGUUUACCGUGUUGACCAUAUGUAUGCACCCGUGUGUUUUCGAGAUGAUACAGUAGCGUUGUGGAAUAGUGCCAGUUCGGAUCUGGUUCCUUGUGUACCCUCGUGUGGCUGUCGGUAUCACUAUUUGUCGAUAAUGUUUGCGGAAAUCCACUAA
Messenger RNA from Brachypodium distachyon (stiff brome), 1046 nucleotides. Its product is annotated as ADP-ribosylation factor 2. Gene Ontology annotation, biological process: vesicle-mediated transport; intracellular protein transport. Gene Ontology annotation, molecular function: GTPase activity; GTP binding. Gene Ontology annotation, cellular component: cytoplasm. The record is from RefSeq and is a predicted model, not a curated record. Lineage: Eukaryota; Viridiplantae; Streptophyta; Magnoliopsida; Poales; Poaceae. The transcript is spliced from 7 exons. Bases 179 to 724 code for a protein of 181 amino acids.